Messenger RNA from Rhinolophus ferrumequinum (greater horseshoe bat), 7946 nucleotides. It is a transcript of the gene TTLL7, whose product is annotated as tubulin tyrosine ligase like 7. Gene Ontology annotation, molecular function: tubulin binding; tubulin-glutamic acid ligase activity. Gene Ontology annotation, biological process: microtubule cytoskeleton organization; protein polyglutamylation. The record is from RefSeq and is a predicted model, not a curated record. Gene Ontology annotation, cellular component: cilium. The transcript has 21 exons. Bases 602 to 3265 code for a protein of 887 amino acids. Lineage: Eukaryota; Metazoa; Chordata; Mammalia; Chiroptera; Rhinolophidae.
GCCAGAAAAAGCAGUUGCUCCUCAACUGGUACCAGCUGUCCCCAAGCGCUGCCGGAGCAGAGGGUGCUCAGGAUUCCCCUGGUGCUUGGUUCCUCCCAACUGUCGUCGCCCCGACGCGGGCUCGGCCCCAGCUCCGCUCCGCACGUCGCGCACCCCCGGUCGCAGCCCGCGAAUGGUCUAGCCCGUCGGUAGCCGCCACCCCCUUAGGCAGAGACAGCUGCUCCAGCUGCUGGGGGUCCAGCGCCAGAGCCUAAGCAGUGGCUGCUGCUGGCGGUGGGUGGGCGGAGGGGAGCACCCGACCAUCAGCUCAGGCUGCGACCGGGGGCGGCCUCCCGCGGGAAACCGGGACGCGCGGGAGCCGCGGAGAGACCGCUUUCAGCGGGGAGGCGAGGACCCGGCGGGGCUUAUCUCACUCGGUCUGUACAGGUAUCUUCUUAUCCCAUAACGUCAGUGCCCUGAAAUCCGAGUAUUCCACGAAGAUAAUAUGAUAGGAACUUUCAGUGGUUUGGAGCCGUAUCCUACUUAGACUAAUGUGGGCCUUCCAGAUUUCCUGAGAACUUGGUACAGAGCACACACUGCUUGCUAACCGACUCAGGCAAUAAUGCCAUCUCUGCCUCAAGAAAGAGUUAUUCAGGGACCCUCUCCCCUGGAUCUGAAUACAGAAUUGCCUUAUCAAAGCACAAUGAAAAGGAAAGUCAGAAAGAAGAAAAAGAAGGGAACAAUUACAGCAAAUGUUGCUGGGACAAAGUUUGAAAUUGUUCGUUUAGUCAUAGAUGAAAUGGGAUUUAUGAAAACUCCAGAUGAGGAUGAAACGAGUAACCUUAUAUGGUGUGAUUCUGCGGUUCAGCAGGAGAAGAUUGCAGAGCUGCAAAAUUACCAGAGGAUCAACCAUUUUCCAGGAAUGGGGGAGAUCUGUAGGAAGGAUUUCUUAGCAAGAAAUAUGACCAAAAUGAUCAAGUCCCGGCCUCUGGAUUAUACCUUUGUUCCUCGCACAUGGAUCUUCCCUGCUGAAUAUACACAGUUCCAGAACUAUAUGAAAGAAUUGAAGAAAAAAAGAAAGCAGAAAACUUUUAUAGUAAAACCAGCUAAUGGUGCAAUGGGUCAUGGGAUUUCUUUGAUAAGAAAUGGUGACAAACUUCCAUCUCAGGAUCAUUUGAUUGUUCAAGAAUACAUCGACAAGCCUUUUCUAAUGGAAGGUUACAAGUUUGAUUUACGAAUUUAUAUUCUGGUAACAUCAUGUGAUCCACUGAAGAUAUUUCUCUACCAUGAUGGACUUGUGCGAAUGGGAACAGAGAAGUAUAUUCCACCUAAUGAGUCCAAUUUGACCCAGCUAUACAUGCACCUGACAAACUACUCUGUGAACAAGCACAAUGAACAUUUUGAAAGGGAUGAAACUGAAAACAAAGGCAGCAAACGUUCCAUCAAAUGGUUUACAGAAUUCCUACAAGCAAAUCAGCAUGACGUUGCUAAGUUUUGGAGUGACAUUUCAGAGUUGGUUGUUAAGACUCUGAUAGUAGCAGAGCCUCACGUCCUGCAUGCAUAUCGAAUGUGCAGACCUGGUCAACCCCCAGGAAGUGAAAGUGUGUGCUUCGAAGUCCUGGGAUUUGAUAUUUUGUUGGACAGAAAACUAAAACCAUGGCUUCUCGAGAUCAAUCGAGCUCCAAGCUUUGGAACUGAUCAGAAAAUAGACUAUGAUGUAAAAAGGGGAGUGCUGCUAAAUGCACUGAAGCUACUAAACAUCAGAACCAGUGAUAAAAGGAGAAACUUGGCCAAACAAAAAGCUGAGGCUCAAAGGAGGCUUUAUGGUCAAAAUUCAAUAAAAAGGCUCUUACCAGGCUCCUCAGACUGGGAACAGCAGAGACAUCAGUUGGAGAGGCGGAAAGAAGAGUUGAAAGAGAGACUCGCUCAAGUACGAAAACAGGUCUCUAAAGAAGAACAUGAAAAUCGACAUAUGGGGAAUUAUAGACGAAUUUAUCCUCCUGAAGAUAAAACACUACUUGAAAAGUAUGAAAAUUUGUUGACUGCUGCCUUUCAGACCUUCCUUUCAGGAAGAGCCGCUUCAUUCCAGCGAGAACUGAACAAUCCUUUGAAAAGGAUGAAGGAGGAAGAUAUUUUGGAUCUUCUGGAACAGUGUGAAAUUGAUGAUGAAAAGUUGAUGGGCAAAACUGCCAAGCCUCGAGGACCGAAGCCUCUGUGUUCCAUGCCCGAGAGUACUGAGAUAAUGAAAAGACAGAAGUACUGCAGUAGUGACAGCAGUUACGAUCAUAGCAGCAGCUCUUCAGAAUCAGAUGAAAAUGAAAAAGAAGAGUACCAAAAUAAGAAACGAGAAAAACAAGUUACUUAUAAUCUUAAACAGUCCGAUCACUACAAAUUAAUGCAACAAUCCAGCUCCAUAAGGCGUUCAUUCAGUUGCCCUCGGUCAAUCUCUUCUCAGUCACCUUCCAGUGUGGACAUCCGCCCCUUUUCUGCUCAACAAAUGAUAUCAACAUCCCGGCCAACUUCAGGGUCUCGGUCACAUUCCUUAAACCGUGGUUCCUCCUACACAAGGCACCUGCCUCAUAGUAAUGAUGCCAGCUCUACUAACUCUCAGAUGAGUGAGUCUUUGCGGCAACUGAGAACAAAAGAACAAGAAGACUAUCUAACAAGUCAGACCUUAUUUGUUCUCAAGGACAUGAAGAUCCGGUUUCCAGGAAAAUCAGAUGCAGAAUCAUUACUUCUGGUGGAAGAUAUCCUUGAUAACUGGAAAUAUCAUAAAACAAAAGUGGCUUCAUAUUGGCUCAUAAAAUUGGACUCUGUAAAACAGCGAAAAGUUUUGGACAUAGUAAAAACAAGUAUUCGUACAAUUCUUCCACGCAUCUGGAAGGUACCUGAUGUAGAUGAACUAAAUUUAUAUAGGAUUUUUAACCGGGUUUUUAAUCGUCUACUCUGGAGUCAUGGCCAAGGACUGUGGAACUGUUUCUGUGAUUCAGGAUCCUCUUGGGAGAGUAUUUUCAAUAAAAGCCCGGAGGUGGUGACUCCUUUGCAGCUCCAAUGUUGUCAGCGCCUGGUGGAGCUUUGUAAACAGUGCCUGCUAGUGGUUUACAAAUAUGCAACUGACACAAGAGGAUCACUCUCAGGCGUUGGUACUGAUUGGGGUAAUUCCAGGUAUUUACUACCAGGGAGUACACAAUUCUUCAUGAGAACACCAACCUACAACUUGAAAUACAAUGCACCUGGAAUGACUCGCUCCAAUGUUUUGUUUACACCCCGAUAUGGCCAUUUAUGAAACAGAAGGGAAGCUCGCCAUGGAUUAUGCAUAAUAGCAAUUAAUCUCCCCCUAAUUUAAACAUGCAAAGAAAGCGACCAUUAAGUGCUGUUUUAUGUAUAUAUGACAUAUAUAUGUGUGAAAAUAUAUACACACAUGCACUCAACAUGUAUAUUUAUUAUAAUAUAUGAAAGAAGAAUUAGUAGAAAACUGGAUGUAAGACUUAACCCUUCUGGAAAUGUAAUAAACCAUGUUAAUAGUGUUUACACAAAUAUGAAUGUCUAGAAUUUGCUAGGUUUAUAAUUAAUACCUUCCUACUAGAAAUGUUAUUUUUGCUGCAGAGUAUAUAAAACAGAAUUGAUCUGAAGAUCCCAUUACAGUGUUAAAUUAUUUUCUAGAUGCAUCUUUUGACUUGAAAAAGCAUUAAUAGCAUAAUGCCAUAUGAAUUCUCUUAUGUAUAGUAGCCAUUUAAAAUGAAAGAAAAAUUAGAAGCCUGAUGUUGCUUGAUGAUAGCAUUAAGUAUAAAACGGGUUUAUCAUUACUGUAGCACACUGUAAAGUACUAUGAAAAUUCCAACCUGAUUCUUCAAUAUUUUUAUUCCUCAUUUUGGAACUAUAACUACUUAUUAUAAUGUACAUUUUCAGUAAGGAUCUAGUAAGAUCAUAUUAUGGUCUAAAAUGGAAGACAAUCCAGUUGGUUAACAAUACAACAUAAACUAGCUUUUCUUUUUCUUUUCACCAUGAGUCACAUAAAGGAACACAAAAUGAUGAUAAUGAUAAAAUCUUUUCAUAUAAUUUUUGUAUCUGAUACCACUCACUUGUAUUUGGAAAGUAUAUCUCCAUGGGUACUUAUGGUCAAAUACAAUUUAUUCUGUUUCUCAGAAGUAGAAGAGUUGACAUUUCAAACUCAUUUCAGUAUUACAGGAUAAUUUGUCACAAUUAUUUUGUAAGGUUUUCAAUGUUGAGACCAACUUAUAUUGCAAAGGCUAAUAUAGAGUCUCACGUUGCACCAUAGAAAAUGAUCUAAAUUAUUGCAAAUAGGAGAUUUUGAUUACUUAGGUAUUAUUAGUCAUGAUGCACUCUUGAGAAUUUUUUAAAUCAAAAUAGAGUGUGAAGUUCCUUUUUGUUCAAAGUUAUUAUGCAUAAGUUUCAUAGCAGUUCACUUCCUUUUCUUGCUUACAGUUUCAAAAACAAUGAGUGAGCUUUCAGUUUUCCAUGAAAAUAUAAGCAACACUAUCAUUGACAUGGAAAUCCUUAGAAAUUGCAAUAUUCACCUUUUAGAAGUUUGUUUCAACUUCUUCCAAAAGUUUUAUUUUCUCACAGAUGAUAAUUAUUUACAAAAUUCAUGAAUGUUUUAUCUCCUUUCAUUAUAUGAAAAGCUAUUCCCAGUAAAUCAAGAAAUGGCCCCAAAGCAGAAGAACUGAGAGAGGCAAACUGGCCUGGUUUAAUUAACAAGCUGGAUAAUUGGCAACCCAAAGUUGUAAGUUAGAUAUACUUUGCUUUUAAAGCCAUAUUCUGAGACUGUCUUAGGCUAAAAUAGGUUAUUCCCUAAAUUAUUGAUAGCUACUUGGUUCUUUAUGACUUACUUAACAUCCAUAUGCCAAUUGAUAAUUUUUCUUGCUAGAUGUAUCCCAAAGAAGAAUUUAUUGUCUUUGAGGCAAAAGAGGAAAAAAAAAAUGUCAGGAUGAAGUAAGUUAUGGUGUAACUGAGUGUUUAUGACUCUAUUUUGUGAAUUCUUAAAUAUGUUAUAGAUUUUUUAGAAUAAAUAAUACAAACACUGGGAUAUUACAAAAUCCUUAUAAGAAUAAUCAGUAAGUAGGCUUUUUCAUGGAGUAUUUUUAGUCAUUUUUCUUUUAAAUUCAGAGUUUGUCCAUGAACGAGACGCAAUUUCAAGUGUCUGAUGUGUGAUAUCAACAGUUUGUUGGCCACUCACAUGCAUUAGUUUAAAUAAAAAUGGUUAUUUAAUUUGCUAGAGUGGGUGGUUUGGAACUUCUGUCCUUAGUUAUGCAAGAGUAAAAUUAUUUUUUAAGACAAAAAGAAGCAUGUCCAACAUGUAGAUGAACCCUCUCUCCCUAGGAAAGAACAAACAAACAAAAAACCACAAAAUAUUUUUAAAUCCAAGAGUAAAUUUAAAUGUAUGAAACUACCAACUAAUUGAUUAAAAAAUUUUACUUCUCUAACUACUUGUCUGCCUUUUCUUGAGCACUAGAAUUUUAUUGCCCACAUUUGCCUAUUUAUACUGAUCUAGUUUGAUAUGAUGGAGUUUGUGAAUAAAGCCAUGUACUCAUUAUUUAUAUAUACUACAUAAAGUCUGUGGCUGCUGUAGUGCUUUUCCCUAAUGAGAAACUAAGAAGAGAAUAUGCAGUGAUAAAGCAUGGAAGUUUCUAGACGCCAUAGAAAUGUUAUACAGGUAUUAAAUAUUCCUUAGUUUUUAUUAUAGAUUUUUUUAUUCAUGGAGUUAAAACAUUAUCAAUAUAAGUGAUAGUACGGGUCUGAUUCUUUCUUCUAGGAGAGAAAAUAACCUUAUCUGAAAAACUCCAGAUGCUAUUCAAGCUUAUGAAGAGUUUUUAAUAGGGAAUUUGGUUUACUUAUUAUGAUGAAAGCAUAUUUUCAUUCUGUUAUAAAAAAAAAUCCUUGAUCAUUCUGUAAAUCUAAGAUUGGCAUGCUUCCUAGAAAUGUGUAUGAUUGGAAUAAUUUCCAGAAUUAUAUAAAAGCAACCUUUUUGUUUGAAAUCAUUAUAUAUGAACAUAGUAUCAGAUUGCGGAUUCAUUUUCACUUUAAUAAUCCAGCAUUGUAGAUUAGUUGCCAUUUGUAAUCUGUUGAAGGAAAUACUGUGAUUCUUACUAUGAUUAUUUUUACUAGCAACACAUUUAAUUUUACUAGCAUUUCACUUACCUUGUAUGUAGAAAAAUGAAGUUACAAUAGGAUCAAAUGUGGGAAUGGCAAUAGUAAGCUCUGCAUAGAAUGUAGUUGGAUAUCCCUGGUUGUCUGUAAGAUGCAAAGAUCUAUACUAAUUUUUUGUAGGUCUAAAGACACAGAAGGUUUCUACUAAUCCCUCCUCCCUAAAACCUAAAAUGAACCAAACUCAAACAAAAACCCCAACCUUCUUUUCAUCUAACAUUUAUACAUAGCUAGAUGACAGUGGCUUCUAGACAUCAAGGAAAAGAUUUUAUCCUAAUUCUCUUUUUAAUUUGGAAAGUAUAUGAUUAUAGAAUUUCAUCUAACUGGAAAUUGUAGAUGUUUUAAUAUAAAUUAAUCCAAAUACUUUCUUUAACAUACCAAAGCCAUUUUGUUUAAAAAUUCUUGUUAAAUCCAAACAUACAUAUCACUUGACCUUUUCAAAAGUACCAAAAAAUUGAUAGUUGCUUAAAUGCUAUUAUUUCUAGUUUUCUAUAAAGCACCAAUUCAUUCUUAACUGUAUAUUCUUUUAAAAAUAGUAGCAAAUAUCUCUAGUAGAAUGACAGACAAUAAUUUUCUGUUCUUUUCUCUAUUGCUGAUAUACAUUUUGAGUCUUAGUUAACUUGAUUCUAAGGGUUAAACAAUGAAAAGUGUAACUACAAUUAGUGUGUUUUGGUGACUUAGUGAUUUUUCAAGAUUGCUUUCCUCUUUAAAUUGAGAAAUUUAAAUUUUCAAAGACUGAAUUAGUUAUCUAAAUAUUUUGGGUGAAUAUUACUUAUGAAUAAAUUAAAGUUAUAGAAAUAUAUUCAGGAUCAAAAUUUUAUUCCUCACACUUCCCUUCCUUCCUUCCUUCCUUCCUUCCUUCCUUCCUUCCUUCCUUCCUUCCUUCUUCCCUCCUUCCCUUCCUUUUCUUCUCUUUUAAAACUUUAGGUUCUCUUUGAAGUUUUGACCUUUGCAUGGACAAAGUGAAAAAAACGAAAUCUUGCCUUAUUUUUGCCUCAGCAACAAUAAAAGUUAGAUAGUGUGUCAUUGAAUCUAGUUCAGUUGGUCUGCUGAGCUUUUUAAAAAUCAGGUUGAAGUCUCUAUGCCUAAAAAGCAUUGUGUGGAUUCAUGUGAACCGAGGUACAUGGCUACAAAUAACAGUCUUGCAACCAAAAAUUGAUAUAUAGAAACUUAUUGCACUUUUUGAGAUUGCUGCCCUUUUUCUUGGUGUUUAUUUUUUUCCUUUUUUCCUUUGCCUUGUCCUAAAUGGGCAUAUGGUAUAUUGAAGGAAAAUUAUUCAGGUAACACAUUCUGCAUUAACUGGGCUGUAUUAUCUAAGAACAUCAAUCUUUUAUUUUAUCCCCACUUACUAACUUGAAAACUAUUGGUAAAAUUGUCAUUCCAUAUACUAAUAUUUUCUAAAUUAGUAAGAAGACUUACCUUACAAAAAUAAUCAGAUAAUGUUGAUAUUUCUCUUUCAAAGGCUAACAGCGACAGUUCUUGGUCUUGAGGUGGUUCAUACAAUAACUACUGUACUUGCUACAAGCAUCGAAUAUUAAUCGAUUUGCUGAAGAUUCUGGGUUUGAAGAUUAGCUUGAAAGCAAUACUUUUGCUACCAUGAAUCAUGGCUCAAAUGAUCCCGAUGUGCUUUACCACCUGUAUAUGAAUGCAAAUGUUGUUACAGAAAAUAUGCUUGAAAUGUCAACACAAUGUGUAAUUAGUAUGGCAUUGUCAUGCUUUAGCAUGUGAUAUCUGUAUGGUGAAGUUAUUUCAAUUACUCAGAUAUGUUACUAUAAUAAAGGAUGUUUAACAUAAGAAAGCUA